Molecule: messenger RNA, 503 nt
Organism: Parasteatoda tepidariorum (common house spider)
Lineage: Eukaryota; Metazoa; Arthropoda; Arachnida; Araneae; Theridiidae
Product: toxin CSTX-20
Biological process (GO): lipid catabolic process; digestion
Cellular component (GO): extracellular region
Molecular function (GO): enzyme activator activity
Source: RefSeq, a predicted model, not a curated record
UUGAAUUUACGUUGUGAUAAAAUUCCCACGUUUGCAUAUAAUUUAACACAAAUGUUUCUUCAAAUUGUUUUUCUAACUGAAUAAGAACCAUGAAGGUGAUUGUAACUUUCGCUUUGCUUUCCUUUUUCGCAUACUGCGUGGUGUCCGAAGAGGGGACGACUUGCAAAAAAACAUCAGAUUGCGAUGAAGGUGAAUGCUGUGUUCGCAUCCAUAGUUUGACUGCGUACAAGUGUAAAAAACUAAAACAACUAGAUGAUUCGUGUUUUCCAAAUCCCGAUUGGAAUUUGACAGAGGAUGGUUUGUACCGUUAUAUGUGUCCUUGCGCAGAGGGAUUGGAAUGCCAAGCAGAAGAAACAGUCACCGAAGGGGAUGUUACUACGUUCAAAAAUGUUAGAUGUGUGCAGAAAGAAUCUUGGUACUGAAUUCUCUUCCGAUAAAAGAUAAAAAUGUGAUUACAAUGCUCUGUAUUUGUCUUGUAAAGGAAAUAAAUAUGCUGCAUUUUA